AAUUCUAACCUCAAAAUGUAUGAAGAAUUUAACAAUAAUUACCAGGAUUUUCGUUAUUAUAAAAGUAAAAGUGAUGAGUGUUGUGUGAAGGAUGAGAGUAAAGAGGAGGGUCAUAUACAGCAUGUGUUGGGGCCAAGUCGGAGAUGCUUGGCGUGGGCGUGUAAGGCGUGUAAGAGGAAAACUGCGGCCGUGGACCGGAGGAAAGCGGCGACGCUUAGAGAGAGGCGAAGGCUUAGGAAAGUAAACGCUGCCUUUGAAGAGCUACGAAUCCGUGCAAGAGCCGGCAGUGGGAGAUUACCGAAGCUAGAAAUACUGAGAGCCGCCAUACAACACAUAGAGAGGCUGCAGGCUGCCCUAAGAGCUGCCGCCACGUUGGAGACAGAGGGCUGCAAGAGCUACAUGGAGCCGGUUGGGGCCCGGAGUCCGGCCAGGGAACCCAACGUUGACAGAGAGAAACCUUUCGUGAACAAUGAAGGUGGUUGUGGAGUCAAUAGUCUAGCGAGACUGCGGUGUAUCGUGCAAGCUUUAACUACGAGGGAUUCUUGACCGGACCUCACUACUCGUAUAU
Molecule: messenger RNA, 568 nt
Organism: Cydia fagiglandana
Lineage: Eukaryota; Metazoa; Arthropoda; Insecta; Lepidoptera; Tortricidae
Gene: nau
Product: transcription factor SUM-1
Exons: 4
Coding region: 16-546 (176 amino acids)
Biological process (GO): positive regulation of myoblast differentiation; muscle organ development; regulation of transcription by RNA polymerase II
Molecular function (GO): protein dimerization activity; RNA polymerase II cis-regulatory region sequence-specific DNA binding; DNA-binding transcription factor activity, RNA polymerase II-specific
Source: RefSeq, a predicted model, not a curated record